AGAGGGAGAGAGAGAGAGAGAGAGAGAGAGAGAGAGAGAGGGAGAGGGAGGGCUGUGUGGCGUGAGGCAGUGCGUGUGCUCAGUGUUUAGGUGAAUCCACAGCCCUCUGGCUCACAAGGAUAAAGGAGUCUCUCUAAGGAAGACAGAGAAAAGCAACACAAGGACUUUUUCCUCUUUUUUUGCAUCCUCAGUCAUCCUUCUUCUCGCUUCAUUCUUUCGCUAGCCACCAGCUGCUGGUGUCUGUAUUUUGCCUCCUUCUAUCCUUCUCUUUUGUUCCCUGCAUCCAUCUGUGUUUCACCUUGGUCCAGAGAGAAGGAAGGAAGAGCAGAGUCAGAGGCAUCAUCCUCCCCUCCUGCAAGCCCAGCCGGUGGUGGGUGCUGAUGCUGUAACCACUGUGUGGAGCUGACAAGCCCUGGUUGAUGCAGUGAAGUGUUCCAGAGGGAUAAACACAAGCGAAGGUCGCCAGCCAUGGGGAACCUCAUUAAGGUCCUUGGCAAGGAUUUAGAGAACUGUCCACAUUUUUUCCUGGACUUUGAAAGGGGCUCAUGGGAAACCUCCUGAAAGUGCUGGCUUGCGCCGAACUUGAGCAUGGCCCAAUAGUUUUCCUUGACUUUGAACAUGCCCAGCCCACGGAGGCAGAGACAGCCGUGUGGAACCAGGUCAGUGCUGUGCUGGAGGAGGCUCAUGGGAUCCUAGCCGAGCUGCAAUCUUAUAACGGCGCGGGCCAAGAGAUACGAGAAGCCAUCCAGAACCCAGGCGACCUCGCUCUUCAGGAGAAGGCCUGGAACGCAGUCUGUCCCCUGGUGGCCAAACUGAAGCGGUUCUACGAGUUUUCCCUCCGACUGGAGAAUGCCUUGCGCAGCCUGCUGGAGGCGCUAACCAGCCCGCCGUACGCUCCCAUGCAGCACCUGGAGAGAGAGCAGGCCUUGGCCAAACAGUUUGCUGAGAUCCUUCAUUUUACACUCAGCUUUGAUGAACUAAAGAUGACAAAUCCAGCCAUUCAGAAUGACUUCAGCUACUAUAGGAGGACUAUAAGCAGGAACAGGCUGAACAACCAGCAGCUAGAAGCGGAGAACGAGGUUAACAAUGAAAUGGCCAAUCGGAUGUCCCUGUUCUACGCUGAAGCAACACCAAUGCUGAAGACUCUGAGUAACGCCACCACCAAGUUUGUUUCAGAGAAUAAGACCUUGCCCAUUGAGGACACCACAGACUGUCUGAGCACCAUGGCCUGUGUGUGCCGUGUCAUGCUGGAGACUCCGGAGUACCGUUGUCGGUUCACCAACACAGACACCAUGCUGUUCUGCAUGAGGGUGAUGGUGGGAGUCAUCAUUCUCUAUGACCACGUUCACCCUGUCGGGGCUUUUGCCAAGACCUCCAAAAUCGAUAUGAAGGGCUGCAUCAAGGUGCUGAAAGAGCAACCGUCCAACAGUGUGGAGGGACUUCUGAACGCACUGAGGUACACGACACGGCAUCUAAAUGAUGACAGCACCUCCAAACAAAUCAGGGCCCUCCUGCAAUGAGAAAGAGGAGAGCGGUGGAGAGAGGGAGGAAAGAAGGAGUGCACUUGAAGGAGGAGAAAAACAAAGAAGAGGAGGAAACAAACACCAGUGGCUGAUAAACCUGUUUGUUUACAAUGAACAAAGAAAAUCAUCUCCAGGUUACGAGAAACCUGAUGAUAAUAAGAAGAGGAAAAUAAUUAUAUAUAUUGUCAGCUGUCCAUCAUUCUGUCUCUCAUUUUGUAAAGUAAGAAAAGAGAAAAAAAAAGCCAGAAAAGAAAAUAUAGAUAUAUAUUAAAACAAGUGAAACACAAGCAGCAGAUGAAAAAUAAGUAGGAUUAAAGAGGAAGCUAUAUUGCGAAAUUUAAGGUCAGAACCGACGCAAACGUGUACACAAAAAUGUACACACACACACAAAAAAAAGGUUCAUGUUCCAGCAGUAGACUGACAAGUAUUUUUGCACACAC
Molecule: messenger RNA, 1963 nt
Organism: Siniperca chuatsi (mandarin fish)
Lineage: Eukaryota; Metazoa; Chordata; Actinopteri; Centrarchiformes; Sinipercidae
Gene: fam49al
Product: family with sequence similarity 49 member A, like
Exons: 13
Coding region: 546-1520 (324 amino acids)
Biological process (GO): regulation of actin filament polymerization
Molecular function (GO): small GTPase binding
Source: RefSeq, a predicted model, not a curated record